This is a messenger RNA of Tricharina praecox, 2096 nucleotides long. RefSeq lists its product as uncharacterized. NCBI's taxonomy places the organism in Eukaryota, Fungi, Ascomycota, Pezizomycetes, Pezizales, Pyronemataceae. Gene Ontology annotation, molecular function: siRNA binding. The record is from RefSeq and is a predicted model, not a curated record. The transcript is spliced from 3 exons. Gene Ontology annotation, biological process: regulatory ncRNA-mediated heterochromatin formation. The coding region runs from base 457 to 1938 and encodes 493 amino acids. Gene Ontology annotation, cellular component: nucleus.
UCUGUCUCUGUGGCUUUCUUUUGCCAGGAGACUUGAUUUCGUUUCUUUUGUUUCUUUUCUUUACUUUUCUUUUCUUUUCUUUUCGUUUCCUCUAGGGGUCGGCGUUAGGUGCAUCGUUUUCUAGGAAGUUGUCGGGCAGAAUAAAGUAGUGUUUGGGCGUUUACUCCGUGUAUUUACAACGCCGAUGGGUGGUGGUUGCCUGUGAUGAACCUACCACCGUGCGUAACAUGCAAUCUUCCAUUGUUUGGCACUUUCCAUCUGUGACUUUGAUCGUCGCCGGUCCGGCGCAGCCACUUUCUUGCACCCAGCCAAAAAAAAAUCAAACAAACGACCCAAUCACUUUCUUUCUUCUCUCGUUGCAACUCCCCUCUUUCGCCCCGCACCAGUCGUUCUCCAAACCCACCCUACACGAAAAAGCGCCGUCCCUGACUCGCGCGAAACUCAACCACUCACACAAUGUUCCGCCUCAGAUUGAAGAAGGAGAAACUCGCCGUCAAGGAAUUCGCUCCAGACCUCACGGAAUUGGGAGUCUUCGUCAACGACGCCGACCAGAUCCGACAGAUCGAGAAGCCGGACGAGCCAUGGGAAUUCCAUGUCCACGGCAAGCAUGCCACAAUGGACAUGCACAAGUACAGUGAGCGCAUGAAUCGGCGUCGCGGAGAGGCGCUAAACGAAUGCGUGCGCCACAUCGCCCUCGAGCGACUGGCCAAGCUCAACGUCAACGUGGUGCGCCUCCCCCGCGAAGCCGUCAGCGACCCCUCCGGCAUCAAGCACGUCCGCAUCCUCGCGUCCUCCGGGCUCUCCGCGGCCACGCGCAUCCUCUUCAUCGCGCCAGACUCGGACAGCAGCGACUUGGGCAUCCACUCGUACCGGCACUCGACGAGCGAAACCGUGCGCGAGGGGUGCAUGCAGUCGAUCGUCGAGCACGCGCAGGCGUCGGGCUACGACGGCAUCGUGAUUGCUAAUCCGGCGGGAAUCUACUGGGAUCACCUCUCGCGCUCGGCGAUUACCAACCAGACGUGGAAGGCCCGCGAGCUCAAGGUCGUGCAGCCGGUUUCCGGCGCCGUGUUGGAUCCGGACAGUCAGCGCAUCCCCGGCCACGAGAAUCCCGAGAACCACAUCGCGCGCGUCCUCGAGUACGUCAAGGAGCACCUGCGGCCGGAGGCGCAGGUGGAUUUCGUCGCUACGGGAUACACCUCGUUUGCUCUGCUGCAGGGCCUCUCGAACGACUUCGCGGCGUGGAAGCUACACGCGCACGCUGGCAUCCUGGCUGAAUCCGCGCACUCGAUCGAGGACUUCAAGGACCACGAGCUCCGUGAGUUCGUCCGUAAGCGCUGCAGAAACUACAUUCUCCACACCGAGGCACUGGGGUCCUACGUCGAGGCGAACUUCCAGCAGGCGGUGAACUGCUACUCCUGUGGUACGACCACCUACAAAUCCAGUGCGGAGAUCGUCCCCAUCAUCGAGAAGAAGAUAUUCGAGUACUUUGCGCGCGCCUACGAGCUCGAUGCGAAAGCCGCUGGAAAUGGAGGCGAGGGGGAGGGUGAGGACGAGGAGAUGCUCAACAAUCUCAUCCCGAUCAUGAUGGGGAAGGAGUAUGGUGCUGCGCACAAGGAAUGGAUCAAGGAGCUGGCCAAGCUGGAUCUGGGACACGAAACCCCGGGCUGGGAGGUGCCAGGUGCCGAGGUCGUCGAGGAACUGAGGAAAAUGGCGGAGGAGGAGAAGAGCGUGUGGGAGAACUCGGUCAAGGUCGUUGCCAGUGACUCGGUUCCCUCCCCAGCCCGUGAGUCCAGUGCUUCUCCGUCUUUCCACGCACUGUCUGGCGCUGGAGAGCUCAACGGGAAGGAACAACCCACAGGUGCGUCUACCGCAGCUGAUGCAGAGUCCACCUCUGCCCCAGCUGCACCCGCGGAAGAGCCUGUUUCGAAACAAAACUAGACGAAAUAAACCAAUGGAACUGGAACGGCGAUGAUACUACCUAGAUGUUGUGCUAUGUUUUUUCUCUUUUCUCGUGUGCAUCUAGGACUGGAUUUUAGUGAGAGAGUGUUUCGGUACGGGUAGGUUCACUGUGGUUUGUAGGAAUGAGUCGUGAAAUA